GUUAAGGAUUGUAUCUCAUGACAUCUAGGGUACAUUCAUGUUCUGAGGCGCUUGGUGUAGGUAGGUAAGUAAACGACACGGAUCAGCAACCAGAUACUCUCCUUUUUCGGGUUCAGACGUACUGUCUACUUACUAUGUUCAUUACCGAAGUAAAAAUAAUUGGCUGCAACCAUGCAUGCGGGGUUCAUCUAGAUACUUCUAUACCUACUAUAAACGUAACAUCGCAUUCUAGUCUCUCUGUUUCUCAUCUAUUUCGACACAAGUAGUCCGGGAUUUGACCCCAUCGUGCAACCAUGACCGGCUCUCGCGAACUCGAACCCUCACAAGUUCCAUUCUUCCCCACCAUAUUCUUCAACAACCAGUUCAAAGCCAAACCUCAGUGGCCUACAAAGGACAAGAAUCUUAUAGGGAAGACUGCUAUCGUCACUGGGAGCAAUACUGGUCUAGGCUAUGAAGCCGCGGUCCAGCUAUUGGAGUUGAAGCUGUCGCAUUUAAUUGUAGCUGUUCGCUCAGUCGAAAAGGGGUUGCAAGCUGCAACACAAAUGAGAGCAAAAUAUCCCGAUGCAAAGAUCGAUGUUUGGGCUCUUGACUUAUGCUCAUACGAUUCUAUCCAGUCUUUUGCCGAAAAGGCGGACAAGGAGCUUGGGCGCCUUGAUAUAGUGAUACUCAACGCGGGUCGUGCUCGCAUGGAGCACCACAAAGUUGAAAGCACCGGCCACGAAGAAAGUUUCCAGGUCAAUUAUCUCUCUACGAUCUUUCUUCUUAUCCUUCUUCUCCCGUCGCUGAAAUUCAAGCGUAUUGCCGGCCACCCAGCCCACGUCACCAUCGCCGGUGCCGCAUUAACAUUGGAUGCCAAGUUCAUUCACAGAAACGCGGUUCCGCUUUUCGCAUCUCUAGAUGCCCCCGAGAAUUUCGACCGAGAUGAUAGCUACCGCGUAACCAAGCUGUUAGCUCAGAUGUUUUUGUGGACUCUAGUUGAUUACGUAUCUGCCGACGAUGUCAUUAUCAAUAUCGCUGAUCCUGCCUUCGUUCGCGGCACUAGCCUUGCACGCGAUCUAAAAGGGUCUUUGGUGUUCAGAACACUGUUCAGUCUGUUCGGGUACAUUGCCGGACGUAGUCCAAGAGUUGGCGCCUCGUGUUAUAUUGAUGCUGUGGUCAACAAAGGGAAGGAAUCCCACGGGUGCUUCCUGAUGUCUUGGGAGUCCCACCCCUUUCCAGGUCUCUUGUACACGGAUGAUGGCAAGACAGCGACGCAGAGAGUUUGGGAGGAAACAAUGGCAGAGUUUGAAUUUUCGAGCGCUCGUCAAAAGAUUGAGUCCAUGAAGGAAUAGUAUAUGCUGGGCUGUUGGUGGCUUGACUCGACUCUUUAUACAAAUGGUCUGCCAGCCCAGACCAACUAUGCCUCUAAGGUCUGUUUCAAGAAGCGAAGUCUGUAUAACCUCACUUUUCAAUAUUGCCUGCAUGUCUCUGAAAGAUCAUGAACAGCCUGCAAUGGCCUUUCGUACGGCCGAAGUGCAAGGCGAACUGCAUAUUCAGCUAGUAUAGCUUGUA
This is a messenger RNA of Xylaria bambusicola, 1551 nucleotides long. RefSeq lists its product as uncharacterized. The coding region runs from base 294 to 1331 and encodes 345 amino acids. Lineage: Eukaryota; Fungi; Ascomycota; Sordariomycetes; Xylariales; Xylariaceae. The transcript has 2 exons. The record is from RefSeq and is a predicted model, not a curated record.